This is a messenger RNA of Drosophila eugracilis, 819 nucleotides long. RefSeq lists its product as uncharacterized. The record is from RefSeq and is a predicted model, not a curated record. Bases 66 to 701 code for a protein of 211 amino acids. The transcript is spliced from 4 exons. Lineage: Eukaryota; Metazoa; Arthropoda; Insecta; Diptera; Drosophilidae.
GCAACUGUCAGAUAAUAUAAUUUAAUUUUAAUAAAGCGAAUUAAAGAUCUUUAAGUAGACAAACAAUGGAAUCUAACACAGAUAAGAAAAAGGAAUUUAUUAAAAGUAUUGUGAAACAAGCAAGGGGCGAAGAAAUGACCGUUUAUAUUGAGAGAUCCCUGACUGAAUUGCGUGCUGUAAAUUCCCGUCGAGCAGCUAGAAUCGCUGAUAUGAACAAGCAGAUGGAAUUACUGAUGGCCGAGAAGUACGCAUAUUUGAUCUAUCUUAACAAUGUCAAACAGGAUCAAAAUCCUGUGCUAGGAAUUGAUGUUGUUAGAUCCAAAAACGAAAAUAUAAUGAAGAAUCUAAAUAGGCUGAUCAAGGCGAAAAGCUCUGUGGCUGAGGCCUACCACGAGCACUGUAAGAAAGCUCUUGAGGCCAAAGUGGAACUGCGACAGCAGAGUUCCUUCGAUGAAUUCACAUCCAUGCCAUUCCAUGAACUGCAGAAACACAUUAAAAAGAUGAAAAAGGAAGUGGUCGAAAUACGUGAAAUGACGGCUUCGAAAGCCAAGGAGCUAAUUACCAAACAAAAGUUAUUAAGAGAAACCAAAAAGUCCUUGGCCUAUGAAACCCGUGUUCUGUCUAACAUUGAAAGAGAUGCCAUGGAAACAUUUGAAGAUCUAAAAUCGAAGAUUCAAUUUGAGCAGUUAAAAAUCGUAUAAAACUACACAUUUUGAAAUUUCUGUCAAGUAUUGGGUUACCUUUCUGAAAAAGUCAAGCUUAAAUACGAACGACGAAUAUAAACAUUCAGUUUAUGUACUCUUAGGUAAUACCCAAAUG